This is a messenger RNA of Myzus persicae (green peach aphid), 1569 nucleotides long. RefSeq names its product cilia- and flagella-associated protein 45-like. The record is from RefSeq and is a predicted model, not a curated record. Bases 1 to 1569 code for a protein of 522 amino acids. NCBI's taxonomy places the organism in Eukaryota, Metazoa, Arthropoda, Insecta, Hemiptera, Aphididae. The transcript is spliced from 8 exons.
AUGAGUAAGGUGGAAAUGAUUCCUUCGAAAAAAAUAGAAAUGCAAAAAUACCUUACACCAUGUGAAGCUUACAAAAUAGACCGCAAGGAUGACAAGGAAAACCCAAAAUCUAUGAAGACCGAAGAAAGCACGAAACUUCCGCCGCGUAGUGAUUUGGACCAGUACAAAUUACAACAGCAAAUUUGCAAGCUAGACAAAUUAGGUAAAUCGAUUCAAUCUUUACCGGGCAAACGGAUACUAGAUAAAAACACAUACAGUCGGUUAAAAAAUGCUGCCGUGGUGGUGACUGCAGAGGAACGGCGAAAGGCUAUUCGACAGCACAUUGCCAAUGAAGAACGGCUUAAGGCAGAAAGCGAAGCGAGGAAAGAACAUUUACAAAAAUUUAAUAUGUUUAAGACUAAAGGGCCAAAACUUGCUAAGUUAGAUGAAGACGCAAACAAAAAGACAAACUAUUUACUCAAUAGAGCAUAUGAAUUAAGACAGGAACAAGAGUACGAAAUAAAACAAUGCAAUUCGUUAAUAUUGAGUACCAAGUGCCAUGCAAUACGAUGUGCACAAAUUGAAGAAAAAGAACUUAUACAAAAAGAAAUGAAGCAAGAACAACGUAGAUCUGAGCAAAUCAUGGAACAACAACGUAUAUUGGCAGCUAAGGAGUACGAAAAGGCAGUAGAAGCUGACAGGCUUAAAAAAAAAUUACAAGCAACGGAAAUUGUGCAACAGAUGAAAGAAAAUGAGAUCACCAGAGAAUGGGAAGCUGCUAGAGCUUCAGAAGAUGCGAGGGUUCGUACAGAAGCUGCAAUCGAGGCUCAACGGGCUGAAGUGAUAGAUUACAAGGACAAAUUGAUAAAACAAGCAGAAAUGAGAAAAGAAUUUUUACAAAUUAAUGCGCAGCUAAAAGACUUGAAAUCAAUCGAAAAAGAAUUAGUCAAAGUUGAAAUCCUACAGAUACAAGCAUAUGAUCGAAAAAAGAAUGAACGGGAAAUGGCAUACGAAGAGGAGAUGAAGAAACUUAAAAUGUCUAAAGAAAAAGAAAUCGCCAAGAUUCAAGCGAGUCAGAAGGCCACGCAAGAUUUCCAGGCAGCAAAAGAUGAGCUAAACGCACUCCGAACACAAGACAAAGUAGAACGAGAGUGGCGACGGAAGGAACGUGAAGAGGCUAUAAGAAAAAUAAAACUAAAUGAAGAUUUGAAGGAAGCUCGACGACAACAAAUUGAAGGACAAAGAGAAAGUUAUGCUUUUGAAAUACAAAGAGAAAAAGAAGAGUUUGACAAAAUUAUUAAACUCAAUGUAGAGGAUAUUGAAAGAACCAAAGAAUUAGAUAGACAAACUAAAAUGAAAAUCGAUGAACAUAGGAGAAAUUUACUGAAGCAGAUUAGUGAAAAGGAAUUGGAAAGAAUCAAGAAGAGAAGAGACUUUUUCCAGGAAGGCGUCACAUACCAACAAGGUGAAGCUGCUAGGGAAAAAGCAUUACGGGAUACAAUGAAAAAGAAAGUCGAAGAGCUUAGGGCUCACAAAUUACCGAAGAAGUAUGUACAAGGCAUCGAGAGACAAUUAAAAUUAAGAGACUGA